Calidris pugnax (ruff) is the source of this 1735-nucleotide messenger RNA. It is a transcript of the gene MADCAM1, whose product is annotated as mucosal vascular addressin cell adhesion molecule 1. Lineage: Eukaryota; Metazoa; Chordata; Aves; Charadriiformes; Scolopacidae. The record is from RefSeq and is a predicted model, not a curated record. The coding region runs from base 150 to 1571 and encodes 473 amino acids. The transcript has 5 exons. Gene Ontology annotation, molecular function: integrin binding involved in cell-matrix adhesion. Gene Ontology annotation, cellular component: membrane. Gene Ontology annotation, biological process: positive regulation of lymphocyte migration; heterotypic cell-cell adhesion; integrin-mediated signaling pathway.
GUCACGGGGGGCGGUUCCUGCAGAGCUUAAGAAGGGCUGAGGACGGGGCUGGCGGACAGAAGGAGACAGCCCCAGCCGGCGGCGUUCGCUCUCUGGAAGGAGGGAAGGAAGGAAAACCAGCCCCUGUUGCUGCCCUCCCGCUGCUGGCGAUGGAGCCGGUUCCUCUCCUCCUCCUCCUCAGCUUGCUGAGGGGCUGCGGCGGGCGACCCACUGAGAAGCUGGUGGUGACGCCGCAGCAGCCGGUGGUGCAGUACGGGGGCUCGGUGCAGCUGAACUGCUCCCUGCCCUGCGCAGAGGGCACGGUGCAGUGGAAGGGGCUGGACACCAACCUGGGGAGCAUCACCUCCUUCCCCACCCACAGCAUCCUGCACAUCAGCAGCGCCGUGGUGGCCAUGGAGGGCACCCAGAUCUGCCAGGGGACCUGCCGUGGGCAGCACUACCAGGAAGCUGUCAACCUGAAGGUCUAUGCCCUCCCGGACACGCUGCAGCUGGACACAGAGCCUCAAGCCCUGGAGCCAGGGCAGCCGGCCACCCUGCACUGCUCAGCCCAGCAGGUCUACCCGCUCAUGGGGCUGGCGCUCACCUGGUACCGGGGGGACCAGGCGCUGAGGGUGGCGGAGUUGGACCCCACGGAGACCGAGGAGCAGCUGUUUAACAUCACGGACAUGCUGUCAGUAGCUGGGAAGGAUGUGGGAGAAGGGGUGGAGUUCAGGUGCGAGGUGACGCUGAGCAUCGGGCAGGAGACCCUCACCCGGGUGGCAUCUGUGACGGCGAGCGCUGGGGCUGUGACAGAGCAGCCGGUGGCCAUGGCCACGUCUGUGGAGAGCCCCUGGACAGCGGCGGCUACGAUGGAGAGCCCCAGCACAGCCAGCCUUGUGACCACCACAGCGCUGCCCCUGGAGCCAAGUGUCCCCACACAGGAUCCCACCACAGCACAGGGACCCAUCGCUGAGACCAUCCUGGAGCUGGCUGCAGCCACCAAACCCCCCUCCACAGAGCGCCCUGCUCCCCGGGACCUCCUCACAGGCAGCCCCACGGCACGUCUGGCCACCACCUCGCUCCCCAGCUCCAGCACCACAAGCCCCCCAGCUGAGGCAUGGGGGACGGCUGGGGACAGCAUCAGCUGGGGCUCUACCCAGGCAGGGAAGGGGAUGGGGCUGCCCGUGGGGACGGUGCCCGCCUGCAGCCUGCGGAUUUGGUCACUGCCUCCCAACGGGACGCGGGGCAGGGCCCUGAGCAUCGAGUGCCACGCACAGUGCACCGGGAACGCCACCGUCCGCUGGCUGCGGACCCCCGUGGCCCUCUCGCAGUACCAGGAGGAGGUGGCAGGCAGCAGCUCCACGCUGCGGCUGGACCGCGCUGAGCCCCAGCACCAGGGCCAUUACCAGUGCGUCCUGCUCGGCCACCGCUCCCAGGUGGUCAGUCUGCAGCUGACGGUCUCAGACGACGGGGACAGCACGGACCCUGCUGUUGCUGCGGGGACAACGGUCUCACUGUUGGGGCUGAUUGUGACCAGCGUGGUGUCCCAUCGCCUGUGGAAACGGUUCAGAUCUCAGUACGAGCUGUCCUAGGAGCAGGAGCUGCCGACAGAUGCCCACAGCCCCCCGGGCCUCCCUGCUGCUGCCCCUUCAGGCACCGGGCUCCCAGCAGGGGCUGGCGGAGCUGGUGGGGCGCGGGGUGCUGUGGGGAGAGCCGGGACGGGAACAGCCCCCGUCCCAGGACACAUCCCGGGGUC